Messenger RNA from Solanum tuberosum (potato), 2208 nucleotides. Its product is annotated as protein-S-isoprenylcysteine O-methyltransferase A-like. The transcript is spliced from 2 exons. Gene Ontology annotation, cellular component: membrane; endoplasmic reticulum. Gene Ontology annotation, biological process: C-terminal protein methylation. Gene Ontology annotation, molecular function: protein C-terminal S-isoprenylcysteine carboxyl O-methyltransferase activity. Bases 1212 to 1805 code for a protein of 197 amino acids. Lineage: Eukaryota; Viridiplantae; Streptophyta; Magnoliopsida; Solanales; Solanaceae. The record is from RefSeq and is a predicted model, not a curated record.
GUGCUAAUGGUUAAUACGGUGCUUCUCAUAAUUAAUAAUAAUAUUUUACCUCGCCUUCAUCAGAUCUGGUUGUCUCUUUUAUGGUUGAGCCGCUCUUGCUUGCGUGCAUCUCGAUUAAUUUAUGGGGUAGCUUGUUGUCUAGCUCACAAGUACAGGUUCUGUCUAGUGUUGCAGCUGAUAUUCGAACUUGGGAUUUUUCAGUUUUUUUACUCACUAGGUCAUUCCCUUGGGCGGGGGUGGAUUUAUAGGGAAAUUUAUGGUGUUCAUGAACCUAUGGUCUCUCUACCAAAUUAGAUACUUUAUGUACAUAUUUCUUAGAAUUAAUCUAAUACUCCUAAAAGAUUAAAUGGUGCACUUGAUUGAAUGCUUAGUUAUUUACCUAAAGGAACAAUGAUCAAUUCUCACGUGAUGCUACAAGAAAAUCGUUUUUUUAGUGGUGCACCGAUGUUAUAGAAAUUCUAUAUAUCCUUAUCUGCCCUUGUGGACUCAUGAUAGAACUCAAUUUUCGAGUCAUUUACUAAAUAAUCUGUGCAGUAGAUUUUGAUUUCUAGGAUAACUUUUUUAUCAAGUUGCCUUAUCUCAGUUAGUCUCCAAUACAGCCCUUUAGUUGAUAUUAGUUCGUUAGAGUAAGUGGUAGUUAAUCUUCUAAUAGCUUGUUAUUUUUCAUGAUUAUUUAGUAAUGGAGUGUUAAAUGACAAGUUAUCAAGUGUAGUGAAAAUGUGCCCGAAUCCGACUAGUUUGGAGACGUGUUAUGUUGAUAGAUUUAUUGUUACUUUAUUAGAGAGACUAAUAUCUAAAGCUCUGUACUGACCCCAAAACCCCUUGAUGAUUUUUGAAGAAGACUUGUGAGAGCUAAAAGAUCACUAUGAUAUCUAAGCUUACAUAGAGUAAGAGAUUGUAUAAAGUAUAAACUGAUACUGGAGACAAACUGAGAAUGAUCUUGUGUAUAAUGAUCUAAGUUCGGUUAUGUGAUGUCUUUGUUCCUGAAUGGUGCUCACAUAAAUUUGCAGGAAAUGUCAUUCUUAAAGGAUAUUUUCAUUGAUAAUGAAGCCCAUUUUAUGGUGCUAAUUGUACAGAGCUCAUCAACAUUUUCAGGUUUGGAGUUGAAAUUUGAAACAUAGCGUAUCAUGAUUUCAAGCCUUUGAUGACUCAGACUGAGAUCUAAUUUUAGUAAUUUUAACGAGAGGUUUUGUUUGACUUAUUCGCGUGAAAUGGCAGAGCUUUUUGGAUAUACAGCAUGCAGACAAUUAUUGCAAAUGUUCAUUUCAAUUAUAUUCUUCCAUGUUUCCGAGUACAUUCUGGCACUUGUCUUUCAUGGGAAGUCGAAUGUAUCUUUUAAGUCGCUUUUGAUAAGCAAACAUUAUGCACUAGCAAUGAUUUGCUCCUUGAUAGAGUACCUUAUUGAAAUCUAUUUCUUUCCCGGCUUAAAGGAAUAUUGGUGGAUAAGUAAUUUUGGCCUUGCAAUGGUUGUUCUCGGAGAAAUCAUAAGGAAGUUGGCAAUUGUGACAGCAGGCCAAGCCUUCACUCAUCUAAUAAAGGUUUAUCAUGAGGAAAAUCAUCAGUUGGUUACUAAUGGGAUCUAUAGAUUUGUCCGUCAUCCCGGUUAUUGUGGUUUCUUCAUCUGGUCUGUUGGUACGCAAAUAAUGCUCUGUAAUCCAAUAUCAACCGCUGCAUUUACAGUUGUUGUGUGGAAAUUCUUCUCGGGAAGGAUACCUUACGAGGAGUUUUUCCUCAAGCAGUUCUUUGGUUCUGACUACGAAGAUUAUAUGAGAAAAGUUCCUUCUGGUAUUCCACUUGUGAGGUGAUUAUUCAACAAAUCCUCUUCAGGGCUCUAUAUACAUGCAUAACGUCAUCUGCUCAUCGGUGCUGAGAUAACACUGUUUAGGAAUUUUAUCGUCUUAGACACCCUUACAGUUUUCAUAAUGUGAAGUUUGCCAGAAAAAAGUUCCUCUUUAGAUAUAACUUCUGAGGUGAUGCUUCUAUUAACCCUUGUAGAGCGCGUUUAUCUUAUUUGUAUCAUCAUGUUUUCGUCGUAUCAUGUCUUUGUUAAGACUUAGCUAACUAGUCUUAUGGGGAGCUGUAAGUUAUAACUGUAUUUGUAGUUAUGGCUGAUGGGACAGUGUUUUUAUCACACUCUUAAGGAGAAGAAGGCUUUGUAACAUUUUCUUUAAUUUGUCAAUUCACUUCAUCUCAAUUAUGGUUUUUUUU